CUCUUCCUUUCUCUUUCACCUCUGUCUCCGUGUCUGGUCGGAAUUACAAAGCAUUCAACAACAAUAACAAUAAAGUUUUAAGUAUCAGGCGUGACAUUAAAAGCAAACGCUUUGAUGCUCCACCUGAGAAUAAAUCUGUAAGGCUUGUUACCAGCAUUCAGACAUCAAUUCUGCUUGCUUCACAGCCAGACAGGACACGGUAAAAAAAAAUAAAAUAAACUGGUCUGAUGAGCCAAGAUGGACCCUGUUCCCCCUAUGCCGCUGUGGCUACAUUGUUGCUCAUCACCAGUGUGUGAAUGUGUGUGUGCGCGUGGAUGAAUGACUGAUUGUGUUGUAAAGCACCUUGGGGGGUUGGAGAAUGCUAGAAGGCACUAUAUCAAAUACAGGCCAUUCACCAUUUUACCAUUUAUUGAGGUUAACUUUUGGUAUUGAGAAAAUAUUAUAAUGUGAUUUUUUUACAUUCUGUCUCACAAAGUUGAAGUGUACCUAGGAUACACGUUACAGACCUCUCAUAUUUUACGUGAGACAACUUGCACUAUGGGUGCACCCAAACACAUUUUCUGUGUUUAUCUUGUACAGUUUGACCUUUAUUUAUUCUGAACAUCCUCUUUGUUGAGACGUUUUUUGUGCAUAGACCUGAUGUUAACUAAACUAGAUUAGAGUGGAAAAUGUGUCAAACAACUUUUUGAGAAUUGUCAUGAAGUUCUAAUGUUUGAGCAGACCCCAGAGCACUUUUAAAAUGUAAACAUUCUACUGCAAUUGCUUUGCAUUUAGGACACAAGGUGAGCUGCUGUCAUCACAAUGAAAAGUUGCAUCCUGCUCUUUGAUCACAGUUUACUUCUCCUAUUUACUAACGCGUCUGUUGCAGCAACUCACAAAGUAGGUGUCAACAUGACAGUUACAGUCAAGUUAUCUGGGACUGAUGGGCUAAUCAUCAGGUUUGCAUCGUACUGACCCAGUUUAGAAGAUGAAGAAAGAUUAUAGUAUUUGCAGACAUGCAAACUUUCAGUGUUACAGUUUUUUUUUUACAGACGUUAGGACCCAUUUCUCAAUACUUAGGUCACAUUAGCAAAACUCUACAUGCAGUGUGCACAACAGAAGUCUAUGUGGGCCAAACUGAGGAUCAAUUAUCAUUGCUUUGGCACAAAAGGCACUGAGUGACUACAUCUCUCAAAUGUCAUGAAGUCCCUUCUCACUCAGACACAACAACUGCCAAAAACCAUUGUACUAACAGGACAUUUAGCACUUGCUUACAUACUGUUCACAAAACUGUAAAACUUAUGUUCAAAACAAAAACAUACUGCAAAACUGAAUGUGACAGCAACAUCCAACAGCAAUAUGUUAUUGAAACAUAAAUGCAGUUUAACCAGCCACAGCUGACUCUAAUUGUAGAUGAAAAGCUGCACAGGUGUUACACUUUCAAUGUCAUUAUAAAAGUAGUCAACACCAACAUAUAUAAUUGUAUGUGACAAUGUGGCAUUUCACCACUCCCAUGCAGUCACAGAGUGGUUUGUGGCCCAUCCCAGAAUGGAGUCACUUUUCCUCCCACCUUACUCUCCAUUCCUCAACCCCAUAGAGGAAUUCUUUGCCUCAUGGCAGUGGAAGGUGUACGACCAUCAUCCACACGAUCAAAUGUACCUUCUGGAUGCAAUGUAUGCUGGAUGCCUGGACAUUUCAGUAGUAGAUUACCAGGGAUGGAUCAGGCAUGCCAGAAGAUUCUUUCCUAGGUGUGUUGCCCUAGAUGACAUAAGAUGUGAUGUGGAUGAGAACCUGUGGCCAAAUGGAGAAGACCGAGUAGAUUAGCAUAUUGAAUCUGUAUCAGAGGAUGUUGUGUUUCUGUGGUGGUGUCCUGAAGAGUUGAUUCAGAGCUAACCACUGCGCCACCACAGCCCUCAAAUAAAAACAUAAAAUAGCUAUAUCUUGUUUUUCUAAAUUAUGUCUACAUAAUCAUAUUCAUGGGAUAUACCCACCACACGUCAUUGGACUGCUUAAUAAGCUCUCCACCUAACCAUCUGUUUUAUUUAUUUAUUUAAUAUGGUAAAUGGCCUGUAUUUGAUUAUAACUCCUUCUAGAGUCCUGGAACCCCUCAAGGUGCUUUACAACAUAAUUAGUCAUUCACCCAUUCACACACGCAUUCACACCCUGGUGGUGAUGAGCUACAUUAGCCACAGCUGCCCUGGGGCACACUGACAGACGUGAAUCUGCCGUACACAGGCAAGGGGGGUUAAGUGUCUUGCCCAAGGACGCAAUGACAGUGACAGACUGAGCGGGGCUUGAACCUGAAACCUUCUGACUACGGGGGAGCACUUAACUCCUGGGCCACCAUCACCCGAUUUUAUUUACCUUAUGGAGGCAAAUAAUAUCUAAAUGUGCUGUUUAACAGUGCAUUUCUGAGUGACAGACGAGAGGAAACGUUACUGAGAAGAAUUUUCUAAAAGGAGACAAAGUGUGAGAGAAAUGCACUAGUUAAAUUUUAGUUAUGGGAAAUUUUAUUGGUUUUUCUAAAUAAAACAGAAUCAUUGUUUACCUUACUUUGACAGCCCGGCUCAUGGGACCACAACAUAAAGAGAACUGGACACGUGGUGCAAAUAUUUUAUUAAAAUUGGCCUCCAAAAUACCUCACCAAAAUGCAACUAUGGCAGGAGCUCUCCACAGGUGAUCUCCACAAUCACUCUGAACUCUUUCUAAAGUUGCACCCAGCAGGCUUUAUGCUGCACCCACAGGCGCAGCCACACGGUGCAAUUACAGGCUGCACACAGCCAGGUUAAUGAAGAGGCAGGAGGGCUCUAACCCAAUCAUCUGGUUGCACCUGCGCAGCAACACCUGCUUGCCUGCAGGUCGAGUACUUUGUUUCUCCCAAUGGCAGGGGCCAUAGCACUGGCAGUUACAUAUGUUUUAAUACAUUUGAAAAUAUCACACUGUAUCUUCUUUUACUGUGCUAAGCAUUGUGUUAAAAAGACAUUUGUGCAACUAUUGGGUAGGACCUGCUGUAGUCUGCUGCUGCUCACCUGCUUAAAAUGUUAACAUGUUGAGCAGUUGAGAUGCAUUUAUUGUUUUUAGCAAAUGAUUUUUCUCUGGGGAAGAGAUGUGGUGAAUUUAUUAUCAGUUGCUCCUUUGCAAGAUAAAAAUGCGAUAGGGUUUAAGAAACUAAUUUCACACUCACUAGAGACGAUGGCAGUCUAACACGGACGAUGGUUGAGAGAUUGUAAAAGAUAAUAAAUACAUGCACAAUAUUUUAUCGCAGAAGUGGUUUAGAUGCUUUGGUCAGUUUGGAUUGAAAGGAAAGUUUCUCAGCAAGUUGUCCUAUAAAAAGCCCAUCUUUACAUUCCCGAGAGCAUAAGCUAGAGUCACUGGCAGCAUGCACGGGCUGAAUAAACUUCUGCUUUUUGGUGUUUUGGUGUGUUUCGCACAAACUGGUAAGGAAUCAAAUCUUAUUUCUUAUUCUGAAACUAUGAUUUAGUCACUAACCUGAUGUUUAUUUUUCAGUCGGUGGUAGUGAGAUCAUAGAUGGAGAAAAAGCUCCAGAGGACUCAAUGCAGUACAUGGUCUCACUGCAAAGCAAUUCGGGUCACGAAUGUGGAGGAUUUCUAAUCAGUGAAGAGUUUGUGGUAACUGCAGCACACUGUAGCGAUCACGCAGCUCUUCAGCACGUUCGUCUGGGACACCACGAUCUCAAAGAAGCCAAGUCAAUCAGUAUUGAAUAUACGUGCAAGUUCCCAGCUUAUUGGAGUGUAGGACACGACGAUGACAUCAUGCUUGUUAAACUGGCAGAGAGGGCUCCUCUAAACAGCAAAACCAAAACAAUUCCACUUCCUAAUUCUGCAACAAAUCUGAAGGAAAAUCAGACGUGCUCUGUGGCUGGAUGGGGAAAGACAGAAACUCACCGCUAUGGUGUCACGGAGCUGAGAGUGGUGAGCGUGUCCAUCAUAGAUCCACCAAUCUGUCAGGAGAUGUGGGGAAAUGAUCUUCCUCGUAACGUCAUCUGUGCUGGUGGAUUUGGCACUAAAAAGGGAUUCUGUCAGGGUGACUCAGGUGGUCCACUGGUGUGCAACGGGGAAGCUGUUGGGGUUGUGUCUUCUAACAGACAUGACAACUGCGACUACCCAGACGUACCGAAUGUCUAUACAGACCUCUCCAAGUAUCUCCCAUGGAUUCACAAUGUUCUGAGAGAAAAUAAUUUCAGCAACUUAACCAAAAGGCUACAGCACGUUGGAAACUUUCCUGAAGCAACAAUGGUGCAGAAACAGGAAGAUGUCGUCUUCAAAAAUUAUAAAAGCAGGAGAGCCGAGGCUCCGUUGAUGAAGACCAUGGCAGUCAGUGUUAUACUUCUCCUGCUCUCUGCCCUCAACGGUGCUUAUGGAUCACAUAUUGUUGGAGGCAAAGAUGCUGCACCCCACUCUCUCCCAUUUAUGGCCUCACUGCAAGUCGAUGGUCAACAUUUCUGUGGAGGAGUCCUCAUUAGAGAGGACUUUGUUCUUACAGCAGCACAUUGUCAACUACCAGUAUCGCACACAGUUGUGCUUGGAAUUGAUUCUCUGAGUGGCGAUGAGUCAAGUAAGCAGGAAAUCCCUGUUCUUCGAUCCAUUCCACAUUCAAACUUCAGUCAACUUGAAAACGACAUCAUGCUGCUUAAGCUGAGUGGCCGGGCGCGGCUCACCGAAGCAGUGAAGUUGAUCCCUCUGAGGUCUAGCCGGCUGACAACAGGAAGUCGCUGCAUCACAGCAGGCUGGGGAGAUAUAGGAGAUAACGAAACCUUAGCAAACAGGCUUCAAGAGCUCAACGUCACUGUUUUGUCACAAAGGUCAUGUCAAAGACGAUGGAGGGAAGUUCCGAUUGCUGCUUCAAUGGUUUGUGCCAUUGGCAAUAGGAGGAAUGAGGGCUUCUGCUCGGGGGAUUCAGGUGGUCCGUUGGUGUGUGAUGGAGCUUCAACAGGCAUCGUCUCCUUCUCUGGACGUCAAUGUGGAAGCACCAGGACCCCUGACGUCUACACCAGGGUUUCCUCCUUCACGGACUGGAUCAGAAGUGUAUUAACCAACAAUUAGAUCAAUUAGAUCAGGGAAUUGUUGUAUCACAGGUUUAUUGGGUAAAUGAAGUGUUCCCAUGUUGAAUUACCUCACGAGUGAGAGAAACUAUUGAUAUUUAGGGAUGUUUUUUUAAAUUAAAGGCUAAAAAAGAUAACAUUUUAAGCAGAAUGUAAAAGACAAAAUCCAUGUUUUCUCACCUUCACCACUCACCACUUAAGAAUUUAAGUCAUUGUGUUGAACAACCAAAUAACAAAUUCUAGCAUACGACUGAAAAAUAGACAUUUUUUGUUAAAAAAAAAAAACAAACAUUGAAAAUCCAUUUCAAAUAAAGUGUUGUGGGCAAGGCAUUGAGGAUUUGAGCCCUCCCGCUCCAAAAACAGGAUGCAUUCUGCUCAUUGUGGACAUGUCUUUGUUUAUUGAAACGUUUUGUAAUAAACUGGAAAAUGUUAAUAGCACAAUUGCAAAUAGAGACUGAUCUAAACAUGCAAACUGUACUGUGAAUUUCAGUCCUGUAGGAGAUUUUAGCUGUUGAGUAAAAGUGUAAAAUUA
Molecule: messenger RNA, 5573 nt
Organism: Nothobranchius furzeri (turquoise killifish)
Lineage: Eukaryota; Metazoa; Chordata; Actinopteri; Cyprinodontiformes; Nothobranchiidae
Source: RefSeq, a predicted model, not a curated record